AUGACAUCUCUUAGUGGUCGUGUAUAUGUCGUGACGGGUGCCGCAUCUGGAAUCGGGCAAGCCACCGCGGUCCGGCUCGCAGAGCUUGGAGCAACCGGGCUUGCUUUAUGCGACGUCAACGCGGCUGGACUGGAAGACACUAAGAAGCUGUGUCUCAGCGCAGGGACGCCCGUCAUAAGCGUGACAAAGGUCGAUGUAAGCGAUGCCGCACAAGUUGAAGAAUGGAUUCAAACCACGGUCAAGCAUUUCGGUAGACUUGAUGGGGCAGCCAAUGUCGCUGGUAUCGCAGGAGGUACAGGGGAAACAACUUGUGAAACGAUUGACGAGAUUGACUGGGACCGCAUGAUGAAUGUCAACCUCAAAGGCGUCAUGUUCUGCAUGCGUGCUCAACUCCCUCAUCUUCCCCGGCCGGGAGGAGCUAUCGUCAAUGUGUCCAGUACUUCCGGUCUGCGUGGUCUCCCGAAUAACGCUGCGUACGCCACUAGCAAGUUUGGGGUGAUUGGUCUAACGGAGUCGGCGGCUGGCGAGUUUGGGCGACAGGGUAUCAGAGUGAACGCUAUCCUCCCGGGACCUAUAGACACUCCGAUCUUUCGUGAUGGAGAGGCAAAGGGUUUGUUCAGUUCCAGUCAAACAAGCGCGAGGACAUGCAUGGGCCGCAUGGGCAAGCCGGAAGAAGUCGCCAGAGUCCUUUGUUUCAUGUUGAGCGACGCCGCAUCGUAUGUUACUGGUGCACACUGGACUGUGGACGGUGGGUAUGCAGCAUGUUAG
This is a messenger RNA of Neoarthrinium moseri, 768 nucleotides long. RefSeq lists its product as uncharacterized. The record is from RefSeq and is a predicted model, not a curated record. The coding region runs from base 1 to 768 and encodes 255 amino acids. The transcript has 5 exons. NCBI's taxonomy places the organism in Eukaryota, Fungi, Ascomycota, Sordariomycetes, Amphisphaeriales, Apiosporaceae. Gene Ontology annotation, molecular function: oxidoreductase activity.